CUCUCUCUCUCUCCUUAUUCUCUCUCUCUCUCCUUAUUCCUCUCAUUACCUUUCUGACUCUCUCUCUCACCAAGCCAGACUUUAUCUCACUCUUUCAGAACUUUUCUCACUCCGUCUCUCUCCCCCUCACGCUCUCUCCCUCACGCUCUGUCUUUUUAAAUGACUGUAUGAGAGAGGGGGUGGUAUUUGAAGGCUCUCUGAGAUGCAGGAGCUCCCCAAAGCAGGGGAGUGAGAGGAACUGACCAGUACGCUGUCCACUCCGCCAGAAUUCCAGAAAGAGAGGUCAACUCUCUGGAAGUCUGAAGAGACGAAGAGAAGCUUGACCACUAAGCCAAAAUAACAGGGAUGUCCACUGACUGAAGGGGAACCAACGAAACCUGUAAAAGGCUCCAAGAAGGUACAGAGAGAAGUUGAUCACUAAAUAUCAAAAUACAGGCACAAUCAGCAAGACAAGGAGAAGAAGAAGGAGUAAGACUGAUCGCAACUACAGACCCUUUCUAAUAGACCACCACUACUGGAACUUUGCUUUGCCUUUUUGAUGGUGUGGUUGCCAUGGCAACUUUGAGACUUUCAAUGACUCUUUGGCUCUCCCUGGUGUUCUGGACACUGCUAUGGUCCAGGAUGGCCACCAGCCUGCCCUCUCAGGCCCAGCAGCCUAAGCCUCCGCAAGCCCGGCGACUGUCCAGCCAGAUCCAGGAGAGCGCAGAGAGUAAAGUGGAACGUUUGGGUCAGACUUUCCGCCGCAAUAUCCGGCUGCUGCGCGAGCGUGGCGGACGCCUGGACCUGAUAUUUCUGCUAGACGAGUCGUCCAGCGUGGGGGCUGCCAACUUUGGCAGCGAGCUGCACUUUGUUCGCAAGCUUCUGUCUGACUUCCCUGUGGCGCCGGAGGCCACACGCGUUGCCCUGGUGACUUUCAGCUCCAAGAGCCACGUGGUGACCAGAGUGGACUACGUGUCGGCACCCAAAUCUCACCAGCACAAGUGUUCACUCUUCAGCAAAGAGAUUCCAGCCAUCACCUACAGAGGAGGAGGAACUUACACUAGAGGAGCAUUCCAACGUGCAGCGCAAAUUCUACGGAAUUCACGUCAAAACUCCACAAAAGUGAUUUUCCUGAUAACAGACGGUUACUCUAAUGGUGGUGACCCGCGACCCGUGGCUGCAGCACUGCGGAACAAUGGAGUGGAGAUAUUCACGCUGGGCAUCUGGCAGGGAAACAUCCGCGAGCUGCAUGAUAUGGCAUCAGCGCCUAAAGACCAGCACUGCUACCUCGUACAUAACUUCACUGAAUUUGAGGCUCUGGCUCGACGAGCUCUUCACGAAGACUUGCCCACAGGCAGUUAUAUUCAGGAGGACAUGUCCCACUGCUCGUCUCUGUGUGUGGAGGGAAAAGACUGUUGUGAUCUGAUGGCCAGCUGUAAGUGUGGCACACACACGGGUCAGUACGACUGCGUGUGUGAGAAAGGACAUUACGGCAAAGGCCUGCAGCAUGAGUGCACAGCAUGUCCACCAGGUACAUACAAGCCUGAGGCAGCGCCAGGUGGUAUAGGGACAUGUUUGCCAUGUCCUAAACCUCAGCACACCUCAAGGCCUGGCAGCACAGACAUCAGUGAUUGUGUGUGUAAAGACGGAUACACACUGCACAACAACACCUGCCAAGCUGUGAUGUGUGAGGCCCUCUCUCCUCCAGAGAAUGGUUUCUUCAUCCAGAACGUGUGUAAUAAUCAGUAUAACUCAGCAUGUGGUGUGCGCUGUAUGCCAGGCUAUGAGCUGCAGGGCAACAGUAUCAGACUGUGCCAGGCAGAUGGCACCUGGUCUGGAGCUCCACCCAUCUGCACAGUGCGUUCGUGCCCAGUGCUGUCUCCUCCUCAACAUGGUGCACUGAACUGCAGUGAGGGUGGCUCCCCCUACAGCCUGGAGUGUACAGUGCGCUGCCAGCAGGGCUACAGGCUUGAGGGCAGAGCCAAACUCACCUGCCUGUCAAACUCACAGUGGAGCGGACCUCCACCUCGGUGUGUGGAGGUGCGCUGCCCCCCUAUAAUAUCCCCCAAACACAUGCGCGUGUCUCCCCCUGCAUGUGGAGAAAGAGCCAUGCGGAGCGGAGCAACCUGCAGACUCACCUGCCGCCGUGGUUACCGUCUACAGGGCAAUGCAGAGGCGCGAUGUCUACUGUCUGGAGAGUGGAGCCAUAAUCUGCUUAAGUCCGCCUGUGCAGAUGCAGAGCCUCCAUGGAUUCAGUGCCCAGGAAAUGUUAUUGUAGACACCGAUGAGCAUCAGGGGUCAUCUAACGUCACCCUCAGUGCACCAGUGGUGGGAGAUAAUUCAGGAGAUCAGGUUAUUGUCCAUGUGACACCCAUCCUGAACCCAGCCCAGCCGUUCCCCAUUGGCACAGAGCUCAUCACCUACACGGCUACAGACCAUGCUGGGAACAAAGCCAACUGCUCCUUCACUGUCACAGUCAUCGAUAUGGAGCCUCCUUUGAUUGACAGGUGCCGGUCUCCGCCCACUGUCGAGGCCACAGACACAGAGACGCCGGUCUAUUGGGAAGAGCCACAGUUCUCAGACAAUUCAGGAGCCCACUUGAACAUCUCCAGCACACACUCCUCUGGUGAUGCAUUUCCAGUUGGAGAGACAACCGUGUUCUACACAGCCACCGACUCUUCAGGAAACAACCGUACCUGUGAGCUCAUUGUUACAGUGCAAGGUUCUGAGUGUGAGCAGCCGUAUGUGCCGGUGAAUGCUGAUUUCUCCUGCGUGAAGGAGGAGAGGGGUGUAAACUGCACCCUGAUUUGCAGAGAGGACUACAGCCUUACCCUGAAUGCAGUGCACAGCUACUUUUGCCCCAAUAACGGCCGCUGGGAGCCACCACGCUCACCAGAAAGACCAGACUGCUCCUUGAACAGAGUUGCCAACAAUGGCUUCAAGCCAUUUGAAAUGCUAUUCAAAGCAUCCCGCUGUGAUGACCCAGACCUGCUGAAGUCCUUCACUGGCGAUUUCACCACAAUUCUUGGAGGCUUAGUUCCCAAUAUCUGCAGUGGAGAUGAUAUCAACUGUAAACUGGAAGUGAUGUCACAGGGACAGUGUCUGGAAUACAACUAUGACUAUCCCAAUGGAUUCGCCAUUGGUCCGGGUGGAUGGGGCAGUAACUGGGCCUCUCAAAAUGGUCAGGAUUAUGCUUACUUUGAUGGUGGAUUUUCUCCAGAUCGUCAGCACACCCCUCUACAACAGGAUGAUGCUUUCCAGCACUCAAGAUCCAAACGGCAUCGCAAAAUUUCUCGGCCUACUCGCGACCAGAAGAUCCAGAUAUACUUUAACAUCACAGCAAGCAUCCCACUGCCUCUGUCGAGGAAUGACUCAGUGGAAGUAGCCAAUCAGAAACGGCUCCUACGUACCCUGGAGCAGCUGACCAAUCGGCUGAAGCGGACACUGAGCAAGCAGCAUCUGAGCACCUUCCAUGUGUCUUCGGAAAUGAUUGUGGCCGACCCCAAAUCACUGGAGAGCAAGAGGGCCACGCUGUACUGCCGCCCAGGCUCUGUGCUCAAAGGCCGCAUGUGUGUGCAGUGUCCAGUGGGAACGUAUUUCUCAGUGGAGUAUGCUGAGUGUGAGAGCUGUUGGAGAGGCUCCUAUCAGGACGAAGAGGGUCAGACGGAGUGUAAGCCAUGUCCAGAUGGAUAUUCCACCCCUUACCUCCACUCCCGCAGUGUGGCUGAGUGCAAAGCACAGUGUAAGCCUGGCAGCUCGUCACUGAGUGGGUUGGAGACAUGUGAGUCCUGUCCACUGGGGGAGUAUCAGCCUGGCUAUGGCUCACGGUCCUGCCUGCACUGCCCCCCCAACACCUCCACUGUCAACCGAGGAGCUGUGGACUCCACUGAGUGCGGAGUACCAUGCUCUGCAGGUCACUUCUCUCGUGCUGGACUGGUCCCAUGUUAUCCCUGUCCCAGAGACUACUACCAACCUGAAGAGGGUCGCUCCUAUUGCCUCUCAUGCCCCUUCUAUGGCACCACCACUGUCACUGGAGCGAAGAGCAUCCAACAGUGCUCCAGUUUUGGCUCUAGUUUCUUGCCUAAAGAGGAAAGUGUAACCACAGCUCCAGAGGUUGUGGUGAGGAAAGACUAUCAGGCUAGCAGUCAGAUGUUCCACGAGUGCUUUCUAAACCCAUGUCAGAAUCAGGGCACAUGUGAAGAGGUGGGGGUUGGAUAUGUGUGCACCUGUCUGCCAGGAUUCACAGGAGCAAAGUGUGAGAGUGAUAUUGAUGAGUGUGACUCUGCUCCGUGUCAGAACGGUGGCCUGUGUAGAGAUGGCAUAGGAGGCUUCCAGUGUCAGUGCCAGCCAGGCUUUGUGGGGUUGCUGUGUGAGGCUGAGGUGAAUGAAUGCAGCUCCUCUCCGUGUCUGAAUGACGGAGUGUGUGUGGAUGAGGUGAAUCAGUUCACCUGCAGCUGCACAGAUGGAUUCACAGGUCCGCGAUGUGAGCUGGAGAUAGAUGAGUGCGAGUCCAGUCCCUGCCAAAAUGGAGGGGUGUGCAAGGACCUGGAGGCUGGCUACUCCUGCUCCUGCAGUCAAGGCUUCACUGGAGGCAGCUGUGAAGUUAACUUGGAUGAGUGCUUCAGCACUCCCUGUCUAAAUGGAGGAACAUGUGUGGAUGGUGUCAAUGACUUCAGGUGUGAGUGUGUGAAAGGGUACCAGGGGAAGCUGUGCCAGGUGGACGAGGAUGAAUGUCAGCCAAACCCAUGUGUUAAUGGUGCCACAUGUGAGGAUGGAGUGGGAAGCUACACCUGCCGCUGCCCUCCUGGGUUCAACGGAACCAGGUGUGAGACAGAGAUGUCCUCCUCCUUUGACCUGGAAUUUGAGGUGUCUGGUAUCCAUGGCUACGUGAUGAUGGACGGACUCAUGCCGGCGCUCACGCAGAUCACAUGCACAUUCUGGAUGAAAUCAUCAGACACCUUUAACUAUGGAACACCCAUUUCUUAUGCUGUGGAGGGAGGCAGCGAUAAUGCUUUUCUGCUCAUAGACUAUAAUGGCUGGGUGCUGUAUGUGAAUGGGAGAGAACGGAUCACAGACUGUCCAGCAGUGAAUGAUGGCCGGUGGCACCACAUCGGGGUGACUUGGAGGAGUAGAGAUGGAGACUGGAGGGUUUAUAUAGAUGGAAGCCCUUCAGAUGGAGGAAAGGGCCUUUCUAUUGGCAACAAAAUACCAGGAGGUGGUGCGCUGGUACUGGGACAGGAUCAGGACCAGAGGGGUGAAGGCUUCAACCCUGUGGAGUCUUUUGUUGGCUCCCUCAGCCAACUUAAUAUAUGGGAUUAUGUCCUCUCCCCACAGCAGAUCAGGUCUCUGGCCAGCAGUUGUCCAAGUGACCUACAGAGAGGGAACGUUUUUGCUUGGCCUGACUUCUUGCUUGGGGUCACAGGCAGAGUCAAAACCAGCCCUCAGAGCGAGUUCUGUGCAGACUGCCCCCUGCUGCAAGAUGCUGUCCCAAACCUGCUAUCCUCCAGUUCAGCAGUGAGCCCUGGCUCUCAAGUGAAAUUCUCCUGCAAUCCUGGGUACUACCUGGUGGGGGAGCCAGUGCAGCGGUGCCUGAACAGAGGCACCUGGAGCCAUGCACAGCCACAGUGUGAACGUGUGAACUGUGGUGCUCCUCCUCCUCUGGAGCAUGGUCAGUAUCAUGGAGAGGAUUUCUAUGCUGGGAGCUCAGUGGAAUACCAGUGCAAGCCUGGCUUCUACCUGCUGGGGGAGAGCAAGAUGCAGUGUACUAACAGUGGCAUGUGGGCUAGCAACCCACCUGCAUGCCUGGAUGUGGACGAGUGUGCCUUGGGUUCGGAUUGUGAUGAUCAUGCCAGCUGCCAGAACACAGAUGGCUCUCAUAUCUGUACUUGUAUCUACCCCUACACUGGAGAUGGAAGGAACUGCACAGAGCCUGUGAAGUGUAAAGACCCAGGUCAUCCUGACUUUGGCCAUCGUGAUGGUAACGUCUUCAUUGUGGGCAGUGAGGUGGUCUUUGCUUGCGAGGAUGGUUAUGAGCUGGUUGGCUCAUCCCGUUUGUCAUGUUCUGAGACAGGCACAUGGGAGGGAACAUUCCCUUAUUGUACAGCUCUGUCAUGUAGUCCACCCACUGUCCCAGCGCAUGGAAUCAUGAAGGGGACAAACUUCACAUACAGAAGCAAGGUGACUUUCAGCUGUGACAACGGUUACAUCCUUGAUGGGCCAACAGAGAUCCUGUGUCAGUCUAACUUAAAGUGGAAUAGUGCACCACCUAGUUGUCAACCUGUGAUGUGCAGCGAGCCCCCUACUGUGGAAUUUGCCGAGUUCACCUUCAACAGCAAAGUUUACCUGUCCACUUUGUCAUACACCUGUAUGGAGGGAUAUAGAUUACAGGGCUCAGGGGAGCUGCGGUGUGAGGCAUCAGGAGAAUGGACAUCCCCUGUCCCUGUCUGUGCCAGGGUGGACUGUGGAGAACCACCUCCUUUAAAGGAUGCAGUAAUCAAGGGAGACAACUUCACUCUGGGCAGUCAUGUCCAAUAUAUCUGCAAACAGGGAUUCACAUUACUUGGUGCUGAAACUCGGGAGUGCCUGCCAAGUGGAGAAUGGAGCCAUAUCUCUGCUCAGUGUGUGCCUCGCCAGUGUGGAUCACCGCCGCAUGUCGAUCAUGCGCUCUCUGAUGCCGGACACCAACUGUUUGGUGACACUGCUAUCUACUUUUGUGACGAUGGAUACACCAUUGGCAACAACACCAAGCUGUUCUGCAAUGCAGAGGGUGUCUGGGCACCCCCUGAGGGCUUUAGUAUGCCACACUGCACUGCCAAUUUCUGCCAACGCCCACCAGAUCUACCUCAUGCCAUUCUGGACUCCAUCAACAAGCCCAAAUAUGUUAGUAACACAGAGGUCAGCUACAAAUGUGAAGAAGGCUUUGUGCUCAAUACCACAGCAACUCUGAAAUGCUUAAUGGGAGGAGAGUGGUCACCUUCUCCCUUGGAUAUUGGGUGUGUACCAGUCAGAUGCUCCAAGCCGGAGAGUAUUGAUAGGGGUUACAUCAGUGGAACCAACUAUAGUUUUGGAGCUGUGGUUGCAUAUAGCUGUGAUAAGGGCUACUACAUCAGAGGAGAGAAAAGGAGGACUUGCAAGGCUAAUGGAGAGUGGGGUGGGGUUUUACCAACUUGCCAGCCCAUAGCUUGCUCUAGUCCACCUCGCUUGGCUAAUGGCUACAUCCAGGAGCCCUCGAGGAAAGCAAGCUAUGUGUACAGCUCUAAGGUGACAUAUGCUUGCAAUGCUGGUUAUCGCCUGGUUGGGAAACCUGAGCGUAUGUGCAUGGCCAACAAGCAGUGGUCCAGCACUGAUCCCCCAGUGUGUGUGCUUUUGAUCUGUCCUACACCUCCUGAAGUCAAACAUGGACACUAUCGUGGCUCCAGAUUUGAGGUGGGAAGUAAGGUGGAAUAUAUCUGUGAUGAGGGUUAUGACCUCACUGGUGAUGCAGUCUGGACUUGUUUGAAGUAUGGCAAGUGGGACAAAAGCAAAACUCCACACUGUUCUCCAGUUAAGUGUCCAGAGCCACCUUUGGAGGAGAACCAUCUAAUACUGCGAAGCUUUGAUUCCGAUUCAGGUACUGUAGAGCUUUCCUGUGAGGAUGGCUAUGUGCUGCAUGGGGCAAGGACUCUUCGAUGUACCCAAUCCCAAGAAUGGAACACUUCCUUCCCAGUCUGCAAGCAAGUAUCUUGUGGUCCACCACCAGAAGUUUCCUUUGGUGAUCCAUCACCAGCAUCUUCCUAUUUUGGCGGUGUGGUUUCCUACUCCUGCAUGGCUGGAUUUACCCUUCGGAAGGAAGCGUCUAUUAGUUGCCAGGCAGAUGGAAGUUGGAGUACCCCUUAUCCAGAAUGUAUUCCUGUAGAGUGCCCACAUCCUGAGGAAAUACCAAAUGGUAUAGUGGAUGUACAGGGCCUCAUGUAUCUUAGUACUGCCCUAUACAGUUGCAAGCCUGGUUAUGACCUAGUGGGCAACUCAACAGUGUUGUGUGGUCAGAAUGGCCUUUGGAUAGGGGGAGUGCCUGCUUGCCACCCCAUUGAAUGUCCUCCCCCUAAGGAUAUUCCCAAUGGCUCUGCUAAGUACUCACGAUACCAGUUUAGCAGGUCUGUUACUUACUCCUGUCAGCGUGGAUACCGUCUAGAAGGUCCAGAGACUCUUACCUGCCUGGAGAGUGGUAAAUGGGACAUGGAGGUUCCAUCCUGCAAACAAGUCUACUGCUCACCUCCUAAACCCAUUGAAAAUGGCUUUGUUGAAGGCAGAGACCAUAAGUUUGGUGUUACCAUCUUUUACAGCUGCUUUCCAGGCUUCUUGCUUGUGGGACAGAACCACCUUACUUGUGAGGAACAUGGUUGGUCAAGUUCAGUGCCUACCUGCAUUCCAGCAGACUGUGGCCUUCCUCCACACAUUGACUUUGGAGAUUACUUUAAAAUUCAAGACCAGUAUGCUGAGUUGUCUAGAGGAGACAGCAAACCAACAGGCCAACCUUCACCAGCAGACACCAGCUUUUUGCAUGGAACCAUGGUUCAGUAUCGCUGCCACGCAGGGUAUGAUGUGAAUGGUGGAGUUGCAUUAGUAUGCCAAGAGGAUGGGACAUGGAAUGGAACUGCUCCUGUUUGUGUACCUGCUGAAUGUGAAACACCACCUCAGCCUGAGCAUGGAUCAGCAAUAGUAACAGACACUGCACUGGGCAGCUUAGUGGAAUACAGCUGUGAAGAUGGGUAUGAGCUGGAUGGUCAAACAGUGCGACAGUGCAUCUCAGGAGGCCAGUGGAGUGAUGAAGCACCACACUGCAUUCCUGUCAACUGUGGUGACCCAGGAGGUAUUGCAGAUGGUGAAGUAGUGGGAAGCUCUUUCCAUUUCAAGGGAGUGAUACAUUAUGAGUGCCAUGAUGGAUUUAUCCUACAAGGUUUAGAAACUAGGACUUGCCAGAUGGAUGGUAAAUGGGAUGGCAAAGCACCAUGCUGUAGGCCUGUGUCUUGUGGGCGUCCUGUGGUCUCAAGUUAUGUGCUAGUGAAUGGAGACAGUUAUACCUUUGGCAAGCGCCUGCUCUUCAGCUGCAACCCUGGGUUCAUCCUUCACGGGGCAACUACUAGUGUUUGCCUAGCCAAUGGCACUUGGAGUGAGAGUACUCCUGUGUGCCUCCCAGCUGACUGUGGUCAACCCCCUAUCAUUAAGAAUGGACGUUUUAGAGGAACAAAUUAUGGUUAUAACGGCAAAGUAAAUUAUGAGUGUGAUGUGGGCUAUAUCUUGACAGGAAAUCCCACACUUGUCUGCAGAGGUGAUGGACUGUGGGAUGAUCCUCCACCACGAUGUGACAUAGUCACAUGUGACCCACCUGAAGACAUCAGUCAUGGCUUCCUGAAUGGCUCAAGCUUUAAUUUUGAAGAUGUAGUAGAGUAUGUGUGUUUUCUUGGCUAUGAAAUUGUCGGCAGUCCAAUUUUACGUUGUGCAGCAGAGGGAAGUUGGCUUGGAGAGGUGCCUGAAUGCAGACCAUGUAUGUGCAAUCCACCAGUGCUGAAGUUUGGUGCUGUGCUUGGCCGAGAUCACACCUGUGGUGCUAGUGUUUGGUUCCGGUGUGAUGAUGGCUAUAAAAUCCUUGGACCCACAGAGGCCGUGUGUGACAAGGGUGGAAUGUGGAGUCCAGGGGUACCCAUCUGUAGCAGGAGCAGAUGUUCCACACCUCCUCCAGCUCUACCAAAUGCUGUUGUAAUAGGUAGCCCUGCUACACUCGAUACAGUCACCUAUGGAUGCAGGCCAGGAUACUUUUUGCGAGGACACCCAAAUCUCUCCUGUGGAAGAUUGGGUAGGUGGGGAAUACCUAACCUACACUGUGAUCCUGUGUCCUGUGGAGAGCCCCCUCCUGUUCCAAAUGGAAUGAUUGUAGGGUCUGCUUUUACUUAUGGCAGCAAGGCUCAAUACAGGUGUACAGAGGGGUAUGAAAUGGUUACAAAAACAGACUCAGUCAACUGUCAGAGCGAUGGUACUUGGUCUAAACAUAGUGUGAGGUGUCGGCCAGUACCAUGCAGUCUUCCCACCAACCUGACCAAUAUCGUGGUGGUAGGGGCACGACUCACACCAGUAGGAGGCACUGUAACAAUCUCCUGCAAGCCUGGGUUUUAUCUUGAGGGCCCUGGACUAUCUGAAUGUGGGCUUUUUGGCAGAUGGUCUCCAUCUUUCUCUUCCAAUUCAUGUGUUCCUGUCAUCUGUGAGAAGCCUCUUCCCCUUCUCCAUGGUAACAUUGAAGGCAAAAGUUACAAUUAUGGGGACAUGGUUAUGUACACAUGUUUGCCAGGAUUUGAACUGCAGGGUGAUAAUGUUCAGAUCUGUCAGAGAGACAAAACUUGGAGUGGGGCUCAACCUCUGUGUGUUGCGAUUUCAUGUAGUUCUCCACCAUUUGUGGAGAACGCUGUUUUAGUGGCAACCGGUGAGUCAUACGAGAGUAAUGUUACAUAUUUCUGUAACUCGGGGUUGGAGCUGAUUGGCUCACAGAGCCUCACCUGUCAGGCGGAUGGAACAUGGAGUUUACCUGCACCAACCUGCAAAGUUCCUGAAGGCUGUGCAAGGCCUGACAGGAUAUUAAAUGGGAAGUUGCAGGAACACAGCCUGGCCAGUGGGAAGGCACUAGAGUUUUUCUGCGAUAAGGGCUACACUUUGCAGGGGGAGUCCCUUGUUGCUUGCAUGGGAAAUGGUUCCUGGAGCUCGCCUUUUCCUAUCUGUACACCUAAGACAUGCCCACCUCCACCUGGUUGGACAGGGAACACCACAGUAUUCCUGGUGGGUCAGACCUUAUCAUUUAGAUGUCCCAAAGGUCAACAGGUCAAAGGUCAAAAGGGCAAAAAGCUUGCCACCAUAACCUGCAGAAGUGACCGAACUUGGAGUCCAGUCAGCGCAGUUUGUGAGAGGGUGUCCUGCGGCCCCCCACUUCACAUGGCUAAUGGAGUGGUCCGUGGGGCUGUGUUCCAGUUUGGCGAUGUGGCGGUGUACUCGUGCUUCGCGGGCUACGUCAUGGACGGCAUAAGCCGGAGUGUGUGCUUGGAGAAUGGCACAUGGACUCCGUCCCCUGCCUGUAGAGCUAUAUGUUGGCUACAGUGUCAGAAUGGAGGUGUGUGUCAGAGACCAAAUAUAUGCUCUUGCCCAGAGGGCUGGAUGGGUCGCCUCUGUGAGGAACCGAUCUGCAUCCUGCCAUGUCUAAAUGGAGGACGCUGUGUGGCUCCAUACCAGUGUGAGUGUCCAGCAGGUUGGACUGGCACACGGUGCCACAGUGCGGUGUGUUCUACGCCCUGUCUGAAUGGAGGCAGGUGUAUCAGGCCCAACAGGUGUCACUGCAGUCAAGGCUGGGGCGGCCAUGAUUGCACCAGGAAAAGAAAAGCAGGAUAUUUUCAAUUUUAAUAUGGCAGUCAACGCAGAGGAAGCUGAAGCAUCAGCGCACCAUGGUGGAUGUAGGAGUCUUCUGUUCGGGCCUGUAAACAGUACUUUCCCCCCUCCAAAAAUUUCAAAUAAGUGUUUUGUAAAUUAAAGCUGUAUUUUUUCACAUAGAAAAUAAAACAGUUAAGUAUAUGCUGCUGCUAUAUACAUGAUCUUGUACGAUGUGUAAAAACUUAUGAUUGUCCAGUGUAUAUGUGUAUAAACUAUUCUUUUCACAUUUUUAUUAAAGCAGAAAAUACAACUCUAAGGAAACCACAUGUGCUACUCUGUGCCACAACUUAGAUUACAGUUGCUUUUCUUUUUGUCCAUAUUACAACUCUCAUAAUAGCUCAUUCAAACUGCACAGGAUUAUUCAUCACCAUUUCAUUUUAUUUAUUGAGUCUGUUAUAUAAAAAGGUCAACAUAAAUACAUGAUUUGCCAUUUGUGGUAACCAUUAAUGUUUUUCUUUUUUAAAAAAAAACAAUGACAGUAUGUCAGUAAGUGAAGACCUUUGUAUGAGG
Messenger RNA from Pygocentrus nattereri (red-bellied piranha), 11934 nucleotides. It is a transcript of the gene svep1, whose product is annotated as sushi, von Willebrand factor type A, EGF and pentraxin domain containing 1. NCBI's taxonomy places the organism in Eukaryota, Metazoa, Chordata, Actinopteri, Characiformes, Serrasalmidae. The transcript is spliced from 49 exons. The record is from RefSeq and is a predicted model, not a curated record. Gene Ontology annotation, molecular function: calcium ion binding. The coding region runs from base 553 to 11397 and encodes 3614 amino acids.